Messenger RNA from Tilletiaria anomala UBC 951, 516 nucleotides. RefSeq lists its product as uncharacterized. NCBI's taxonomy places the organism in Eukaryota, Fungi, Basidiomycota, Exobasidiomycetes, Georgefischeriales, Tilletiariaceae. Gene Ontology annotation, cellular component: extrinsic component of endoplasmic reticulum membrane; endoplasmic reticulum palmitoyltransferase complex. Gene Ontology annotation, biological process: peptidyl-L-cysteine S-palmitoylation; protein targeting to membrane. Bases 1 to 516 code for a protein of 171 amino acids. The record is from RefSeq and is a predicted model, not a curated record. The transcript has 2 exons.
AUGUUGAGAGACGCUUCCAGUCAAUCUCAAGCUCUGCGUGCUCCUCCGGGCAGCGCACCCAGAGUAGGCCUGCGAAGCAGCUACUACUUUGGGCCUCCACCGCAAGAUUCAGCAUUUGGUACGGCCCCUGUGGGAGUAAUAGGCCGUGACAAGCCACGGGAGAUCAUUCGCGUCGAGCGAGAUUACACCAGCGGGGAGCUGUGCCAGUUCCACCCUUCAUUCCCGCUCGAGCUCGAAGGGAGAGUGUCACCGACUCAUUUUUCAGAAACGAUCAACGACAUUAACGUCCUCCUCAUCGAAGCCAAUUCCCCAGGGUGGGCAUGUUUUGACAAUACACUCGCUGCGCUCACACUCUACAUCAGCCCAUUUCUCUUCGGCUCAAAGUACAAAAGGGAAAUGGCCAGGCUACAAGCCUACAUUACAAAAGCAAAUAAAGAAUCCUUCAAUCCAGCAGGGCUCAACAUUAUUCAUCCUCGACACAGCGCAUUCCUUUUUAUGGAGAUCGAGUACUUUUGA